UUAUUACUGCCGGAAGUUGAUCGCUUCCUUUGCUUGUAUUGUAACAAAAAUGAAAAUGGCAAAUGAACCUGUGCCAGUAAUCCGCCGCAAUAGGCCUGGCACGAAAGCAAAGGAAUGGUGUAAUUGGGAAGAUGAAUCUUUUGAAGAGAUGGAUAGUACUUUAGCUGUUCAGCAGUUCAUUCAGCAAGCUAUUAGAAAAGAUUUUACAAACGUGGAAGAAAUCUUGAAUCCUCCUGAUGGACAAGAUGAAGGAGUAUGGAAAUAUGAGCAUCUACGACAGUUUUGCAUGGAAUUGAAUGGAUUAGCCGUUAAACUGCAGGCAGAAUGUAACCCAGAGACCUGUACACAAAUGACAGCCACAGAACAAUGGAUUUUUCUUUGUGCGGCACAUAAAACACCAAAAGAAUGUCCAGCUAUUGACUACACAAGACAUACAUUAGAUGGGGCAGCAUGUCUUUUAAAUAGUAAUAAAUAUUUUCCAAGCAGAGUGAGCAUAAAAGAUUCUUCUGUGGCAAAACUAGGUUCAGUUUGUCGUCGUGUCUACAGGAUAUUUUCUCAUGCAUACUUUCAUCAUAGGGUUCUCUUUGAUCAGUAUGAGAAUGAAACCUAUUUGUGUAGACGCUUCACUCAGUUUGUCACUAAAUACAACCUUAUGUCUAAAGAUAAUCUCAUUGUACCUAUCAUGGAGGACCAGCAGACACUAGAAGGAGAAAGUGAAGCAUAGUGUUUAGUUGACUGGUUUUUUUUUGCUUGUAAAUACAAUAUUUUUAGCAUUGUACAAUUGGGAAACAAAUCUAGAAUAAAUUAAUUAGCUGAAUUGAAAUGUAUAGUAUAAAAUAAAAUAAUAUUAAUUAUGCAUUUUUUGUUCCUGAAUGUGUUACAUAAUAUUUUUCCUUAAUAAUUAAAUACAAUUUCUAACCUAAGUUAUACAUGUCCCUUUAGUCUGUCAAAUGUAUUUUGUUUGUUUCCUUCAUUUAAUUGUAUAAUUAUUCAGAUGUUUAAAUAAUUCUUAACAAAAGAUUUUUUAAGCAAAUUUUAGAUGGUACUUGGCAGCAGAGAUGAUAUUGAACAGUUGCGCCCAAUGGUACUGGGCAGCAGGGAUGACAUAGGACAGUUGCCCCAAUUCUUACCUUUCUCAGCUAAUCUGUUACAUACCUUUUUUUCUUUUGUAUUGAAACCAUUCUGUUUAUUUCUAAGUUAUUAAAACUAGUAUCCCAUGCAAGCUGUUAGUUAUUUCAAAAAUUGAUUUGUCCUUUUUUUUUUUACUUAUUUAUAUAUAUAUAUAUAUUUACAUUUUGUAUGUUUAUUAAAUUGACAUUAAAUAUAUAUAAAUAAAUAAUAUCUUGGAUCCCUAAGAUUAAGGAGUUGACACAAACAAAAAUGUAUACAUAUAUAUUUAAACAGUGCAAUAGAUAGUAAUAGCCCUGUAUUGUCAUUGGCCUAAUGUUGUGACUCUGUCCUCCCUUCUCUAUCUUGAUCAUUUGUUCAGGCUUUUCAUUAGUAAGUGAUACAUUUUUAAUCUAUUCGUUUAGAAUGUUUUUGAUAGUCAUUUCCUAGUUGUUUUUUUUUUCUCCCUACUUUGCUUGCCAUUGCAAAUAAUUAAUGACGCAGUAAAUAUGUUAAUCUAUUUUUCCAUCCUGUUUGGUUUCAGACUGUGAUGAUUUUUUUUCUUUUCUCUAGGUAAUCCUUACUUUACCCUACUCAUAGUUUCUAAACUUACUGUUGUCCCUUGAAAUUCUUGGACUUCUAUUCUUUGUAGUAAUCUGGAGUUUUUUUUUUUUUUAAAUAAAUUAUAAUUUUCAAUGAGUUUUAUGACUGAAUUUUUUUAAUGACUUUUAAAAAAUUCUAAUAUCAAAUACUCUUUUGUUUAUAAUGUCAACCAUAUUGUGAGUUUGUUAAGAAAGGUUAGUUUUUGUUUUGUGAAGAAUAAUUCUGAGGAUAGAAACUCAUAUCCAUUUGAUUAAUAAAUUGUAAGAAUAAUA
Biomphalaria glabrata is the source of this 1982-nucleotide messenger RNA. Its product is annotated as MOB-like protein phocein. NCBI's taxonomy places the organism in Eukaryota, Metazoa, Mollusca, Gastropoda, Planorbidae. Gene Ontology annotation, cellular component: cytoplasm. The record is from RefSeq and is a predicted model, not a curated record. The coding region runs from base 50 to 724 and encodes 224 amino acids. The transcript has 8 exons.